AUGGAGAAGCUGGCGACCAGUCUCCACGACAUUCUGGAUCCAGAGCCUCCGCCGCCGACCAAGCCCUUCGUCCCCGUCUCUCUGAAACGCUCCGUCCUUCACGACGUGGCCCGCGGGCUCUCGUUCCUGCACAGCCACUCUCCGCCCAUCAUCCACCGCGACUUGUCGGCCAGAAACGUUCUCCUGAACGAGGGGAUGGUGGCCAAGAUAGCGGACCUGGGCAUGGCUCGCAUCGUGCCGAGUCUGCGAGCUUCCACCAUGACCAAGGCACCAGGAGCCUCCAUCUACAUGCCUCCAGAGGCUCUGGAAGACAAGUCAAGAUACGACGUAACAAUCGAUAUCUUUUCUCUCGGAGUUCUCGCAAUUUUCACUCUUUCCCAAAUGUUUCCAGAUCCUCUGGCGGCAGCAUAUAUCGACGACAGUGGGAGGAUGGUGGGUCGAACAGAGUUGGAGCGUCGUGGCAACUACAUGCGGGAGGUAACGAGGCAAUUCCGGGAGGGGCAUCCCCUGAUCCAAAUGAUCCAGCGGUGCCUGAAGAACCGGAUGAGAGAGAGACCAACCAUCCAGCGAGUGAUGGGGUUGCUGGAGGAAGCCAGAGCCGAGAUUGAAGAUGGUGAAUAUGACGUGAACAAACUGUCGCUGGCUCAACUGCUGCAGUCCACAUCCCUGGAGGAGCAAGUUCAGACUCUCCGAGCUGAAAAGACACUUAUGAAAAAGUCGCAAAAGACCACACCCACUCCAAAACAAGUCAUGUCAGGAGCCAGACCAUCCUCUUCUUACAAUCCAGAGAGUGGUGACUGGAGUGAGCUCCCCAGAUCUCCAGUGAAAGGGCUUUGCUAUGACCUCACUCAAUGGUCAGCUGAUCCUCGUGUCAAAGACUGGAUGUGGAUGCAGUCCCCGUUCCCCACCAUCGUCAUGGCAACGCUCUACCUGUUGUUUGUGCGGGUUGCCCCCGGUUACAUGAAGGACAGGGAGCCGUACCAAAUGAAGGCCUUUCUCUUUAUCUUCAACACAGCUAUUGUCCUUCUCAACGCUUACCUAACCAAGGAGAUGAUAGAGGGUAUGUUUGGUGCUGGGUACAACUGGAUCUGCACACCCAUGGCGUACUCCUAUCACCCUUCUCAGAUGAAGUGGUGUUUUUGA
Molecule: messenger RNA, 1143 nt
Organism: Geodia barretti
Lineage: Eukaryota; Metazoa; Porifera; Demospongiae; Tetractinellida; Geodiidae
Source: the annotation of a GenBank genome assembly